AUGGAUUCCAAGGAGACCACCCAAACUGAAACAAUCGAGGCUAACGAUAACCCAGGACAGCAGCAGGUUGAUCACUCCGCUUUUGACCCUCCUGCUGAACAUGUUGGAGACUUGGAUGCUAUCGAGCCCAUCAACCUAAGUUGGCGCUCAUGGCUGGUUGUCUUUGUCGCUGCUUUUGCUGCCUUGGCUCAAGUUUAUGUGGUCAUCGCCGCUAGCACUGUCAUCACCUUUAUCAUCCGGGACCUUGGCGAUGGACCUGUGGCAGGAUGGGUUAUCCAGGGACCUUUGCUUAUGCAGAGUGUCUUAACUCCCAUCGUGGGCAGACUCAGCGACGUUCUUGACCGGAGAUACCUGGCAGCGGUGCCGCCUUUGAUUGCUUUUGCCGGUGCUGUCGUUGCAGCUAAGGCUUCUUCCAUGCCUAUGCUGAUUGGUGGUGGCAUCUUGAUCGGUGUCACCCUCAGCACGAAUGGGAUUGUCCAAGCAAUUCCCAGUGAGGUCCUUCCUUUGAAGUAUAGGCCUCUAUCCACUGGUAUCGGAUAUAUAGCAGGCACCCUUGGUGGACUCGUUGCUGUUUUAAGUGCCGGAGCACUGACAAACACCAAGUCUGGCGGCUGGCGAGCUAUCUUUUGGAUACAGGCUGCUCUCCACUUGGCCAGCUCCCUCGGGUUUUUCCUCUUUUAUCAUCCCUUCCACCACUCAGACUUCCCAAAAAUGACCAUUCGAGGAUACAUUUGGGCGUUGGACCCUAUUGGGAGUGUUCUAUUUAUCAUCUCUGUCCUGUUCCUCCUAUUAGCUCUUGACUGGGCAGGCGGAACCUACGCUUGGAGUGAUGCUCAUGUCGCUGGAUUCCUCGCCAUUGGGUUUGCGUUUUUGAUUUUAUUCUGCUUAUACGAAUGGAAAGGCCGUUCCGAUGGCUUGGUGGCCCACGUCUUUUUCGAAAGAUCACCCAAUUUUGCUCUCGCCACCUUCGCAUUUACUGUGGAAGGCUGGAUCUUCUAUAGCGCAGUCAACAGCGUGACCCCACAACUAAUAUUGAACCUUGGGUUUGAGAAUAACAGCUGGAGCAUAGCACUCAGACUUUUGGCCUUCCUCCUCCCUGCCAUAUCGAUCUCCAUUCCCGUUAUGUUUUAUGCAACUAAGUACAAGGAUCUAAAGUCUCCAUUGCUGCUUACUUUCAUCGUCUUCCUAGUUGUGACGAUUCUCUACUCUGUCAUAACCCCAUCAUGGAGUCACGCACAGAUUGCCAUGACCCUCCUGGCAGGCAUAGGCCAAUGCGGCCCAUUGACUCUGAUUAUUGCCCUUGUCCAAUUCUCUGCCCCACACGCCUAUUUGUCAACUGCAACUGGUCUUGCAUUCUCGGCUCGCGCCAUCGGCGGUGCAUUUGGAUCGGCUGUUCUGGAUGCGAUCAUAAACGGCAAAUUGGGCAAUACCUGGGCUCCCCAGGUUUCCGCAGCUGCAGAAAAAGCAGGCCUGCCAGUGUCAAGCGUGCCAGCUCUGCUUGAAGCUUUCCAAGCCGGCACUGGGUUUGACAACGUGAAGGGGCUUAAUUCAACUAUUCUCUCCGAAGCAAAGCUGGCAAGUGAAUGGGCAUAUGCACAUGCUUACCGACUUGCCUGGGCGAGUAUCAUUCCAUUUGUGGUCUUGGCUCUGAUUUUCAUAGCCUUUUUGAAGGGAGUGAAGGAGCUGAUGACCGAGAAGAUCGAGGCUACGGUUGAACGUGUGGAGGGAAGGGGCCAGGAGAUGACUAUGGGAAAGGCCUAG
Molecule: messenger RNA, 1761 nt
Organism: Fonsecaea multimorphosa CBS 102226
Lineage: Eukaryota; Fungi; Ascomycota; Eurotiomycetes; Chaetothyriales; Herpotrichiellaceae
Exons: 6
Coding region: 1-1761 (586 amino acids)
Biological process (GO): transmembrane transport
Molecular function (GO): transmembrane transporter activity
Source: RefSeq, a predicted model, not a curated record